Penaeus chinensis is the source of this 3689-nucleotide messenger RNA. Its product is annotated as prostaglandin E2 receptor EP4 subtype-like. Gene Ontology annotation, biological process: inflammatory response; adenylate cyclase-activating G protein-coupled receptor signaling pathway; positive regulation of cytosolic calcium ion concentration. Lineage: Eukaryota; Metazoa; Arthropoda; Malacostraca; Decapoda; Penaeidae. The coding region runs from base 547 to 2805 and encodes 752 amino acids. The record is from RefSeq and is a predicted model, not a curated record. Gene Ontology annotation, cellular component: plasma membrane. The transcript has 14 exons. Gene Ontology annotation, molecular function: G protein-coupled receptor activity.
CACUCGCUGUGAUAGGACGUGAGGGAGGCAAUACGCACGUGGCCUCUUGUGUGAACUUCGAUGAGACGGAGACCGAGAAUUUAAUAUUUGGAUUAUGGUUAUUGAAAAAAAAAAAAAAUGAAAAUAAAUGUUUAUCUUCGGGCUUCUUUAUUCGAAGAUCAUUAAUCCGUUGUUAAUGUAAAGAGGGGGUUAUAUCGUUUUGGGUCAAACUUCUCGCAGAACUUCUCGUGCAAAAAGUGAAUGGAAGCAGAUCAAACAAAUACAAAAUAGCUAUGAACCGAAAUGAAUGUGCUGCGCUUUCACAAAUUUAAAUAAACUAGAUGUCACUGAUGUUUAAGAUGCCACUAUGAUACAGGACGGUACUUUCGUAGCAAAAUAAGAAAAAGUCAAUAAGCGGAUGCAAUACACACAGUUACUUUACAAAGGAGUCUACGUAAAAUAUUAGAGAAGAGAUUUCUACAGAUGCAUGUACUUCAGUAUAGCGGCGCACGGGAGUAAACCAACUUCCUUUGGAUAACGAAGGCCGCCCUCCCUCUGCCUCCCACCAUGUUGGUUCCGCCCCGGGAGAUGGGAGGCGGGGAGCGCCCUGACCAGCCCUUGGAGAUCGCGCGCGCCUGCCCCGGAGUGACGCAACUCAGCAUGACCGACACCCAGCUUACAGUCCAGUGUGAGGGGAACGUAACCUGCACGGCGCUGGACCUGCAGCCCGGAGCGACGAUUGUGUCCCCGAUUCUGUUGAGCUUGAGUGGGGUCGCGGGGCAGAUAUGGGCGCUGUACUACCUCUACACGACGACGAGGCCGCAACAAUCACGCACCGUUUUCUUCGUCCUCUUGAGCACCUUAAUAUGGACAGAUCUCAUCGGAAAAAUUAUUACAACACCGCCAGCCCUCAUUGCCUACGUCCAUCAUGAGUGGAAAGGAGGGAAGGAGCUGUGCAACUUCCACGGAUUUUCUAUGAUGUUGAUCAGCCUCGUCACGCACCUGUUAGUCUCCACAAUGGCGGUCGAGCGUUUCAUUGGGAUACGCCACGGAUACUUUUAUAACAAGAACAUCACCACCUCGAGGACCAAAAUGCUCCUUCUGUGCAUCUGGCUGUUCAGCGUGUUGUUCUGCGCCAUGCCUCUCUUCGGAUGGGGUCAGUACGCCCUUCAGUAUCCCGGGUCCUGGUGCUUCGUCAACAUCCACGUGUGUGCGGACACGCCCCUGCAUCACCUCAUCUACACCAACAUCUUCGGCGCCUUCACCAUCAUCAACCUGUUCGUUAUGGUCGUCUGUAACGUGGUGGUUAUCAUACUCUUGCUACAGAAGACGGUUUCACGCAACGGCAACUAUUUUGAAGGGUCCAGCCACCGACUUUCAUGUUUAGCGACCCUUCUGUGCCUCCGCCUGUGUCGCCAUCGCUGCCCCACCACCAAAUUCUGCGCGCCGCAUCGCACUUCAAAGCAACGCGAACUCGAGAUGCAGAUGGCUAUUGUCCUUCUCGUGAUCACCAUCGUCUUCGUGCUUUCUUGGUCGCCCUUGGAUCUCCGUCUGUUUAUGAACCAAAUUUGGCCGCAUCGGACACGCGAGGAUCAUCUACAGGACCUAAUUUCUGUUCGUUUGACCUCCAUCAACCAGAUCAUCGACCCCUGGGCCUACAUCAUCUGCCGGAAGCUCUUCUCCUCCCGCGUGUGGCGCUGGGUGCGACUGCCUCUACUAGGAAGGUCGUGGCUGCUCAGGAGAGAGAGUUCGAGCGUCUUGCAAGGAGGGGGGUCGCGCAAGAAGGUAUCUAGGACCUUGACGCACGCCGAGAAGAAGAUGGAGUAUAAGAGUCCGUUUCAAGCUGCCGAAGACGUGGUGGUGGUGGUGGAGGAGGACCCCAGCGGGAGGGGGUGCAUCUCCCCUCCCCCGGCCCCCCCGCCUUCCAAGACGAGCCAAGGAGACGAUCUCACGUCCAAGGAUAUGGUCGAGAUCUUCAAGGACUCGGGAACAGGAUCCAACAACACGCCGUCGACGCUCUGCAGUGACUCAGGAACGGGCAACUGUAACUUGACGUAUCAUGAGCGACGCGAGGAGGCGGGCACCCUGGCCGUCGUGCCCAUCCCGGUGUUCACGAGCCAGCAGUACCGGGUCGUCACGCCCACGUCCGCCGCCCGCCACACGCACCGGGUCCGUCGCAUCUGCUCCUCCGCCUCCGCCCGCGCCGCCUCCGCCACGCGCCCGCACAACCACCCGCAGAACGCCCAAGACAUGGCCUCGGGCUCCCCCCCCUUCAACGUGGUCACGGGGCGCCGUCACUCGUGGUGCUGCCCCCAGGACGGCCUCGACGCCAAGCAGUACCGCACGCAGAGCACCCAGACGUUCAAAUCCCCGAAAGACGGCGACUCGGACGAACUCAGUCCUCAGCACCCUCAUUUCGGGGGCCAGCGGUACGACCACGAGCAUCCCCACCUCAACGACCUGGGCCACUCCCACGAGGGCUCCGUUCCGACGCGGCACGACGGACGCCGACCGAGGGGCCCCGAAGACUACCCGGUCCUGAGCCCCCGCGACCUCCCGGAGCGCUACGUCCCUCGCCCCGGCGGCGACCACGUCAUCGAUCUCGACGACGACCCUGUUUUCAUCGUCGCCAGCGCCGUGGGUCAUUUGUCGCACCUGGGGGAGGGGGAGAGGGCGAAGGGGGAGACCGCUUUCCCCUUCUCCUGCCCGGCGAACUCCCCUGCCCUGCCCCCUCGACACAUGGAACGGGUAGAGAGGGCAGAGAGGCAGAGGAGACACACAGGAGACUCGCCCCACAAACAGUCCUCGACCGCAACGAGGUGGUGAGCCUCUGGUGCUUCAGGAUAGUGGCGCCGGAUUCAGUAGUGUAGCUAAGGGGCAUCGGUAAGGGGAUUACCGAGCAUGGAGUUAACAGUGUGGUGAAACGUGAAACGCGAUGCUAAAUACAAAUAUUGCGGUUCUGUGAAGUGAAUGUUAUAUAAACACAAAGCUUCUCUUUUUUAAUGGAACAAAUUUAUGGACGACAAAGACAUAUGGUCAGCAGGGAAAAAUUGUAGUAUCCUAAUUAUGAUAUUCGAUGGCGAAAGAAAUUAGAAAGUUAUUCAGACGUUAAAGGCAAUACAGACGAUAAACAAACAAAUAGGCAAACAAAUAAAUGAAACGAAUUGCCUGAUCUGUCCAAAUGAUGAUGUUGAAGAAAAAUGAAGUGCUUUUGGUGAGUUGAAGAUCUGUGAAAGAAAGAAAAAACCUUAUGAUAUGAUAUGAAAAAAAAUAUUCUUAUACAGUUCUCAUUCAUCAGACACAUCUGUUGUUCUAGACGUUCGAAUUAUAUUUCGUUAACAUAUGGGAACAGUAGAUUUCUUAUCACUUCUCAGACCAAUAUACCUAUUACUUUAUAUUUGUGCAUAGUACACUUUCAAGCAGGAUCUACAGACCGAUAUGUUGUUGCGGCCACGAGAAAAAACGGAGCUUUUUACGUUACUUAAAUGUGUGACAAGAAAUAUGUGUAUUGUUCAUAGUAACAGAACUCAGUACUCUGGGGUGCUAUGUGAUUUUUGGAGGGGGUAAAUGCAUAACAUUUAUUUUGAUGUUAACUGUAUAUACAGAGGCAGAUAUAUUGUCAUAUUAUCAUAUCAGUGAAUGUAUAAGUGUGUGUGUGUGUGUGUGUGUGUGUGUGUGUGUGUGUGUGUGUGUGUGUGUGUGUGUGUGUG